This is a messenger RNA of Camponotus floridanus (Florida carpenter ant), 612 nucleotides long. RefSeq names its product cytochrome P450 4C1-like. The transcript has 3 exons. Bases 1 to 351 code for a protein of 116 amino acids. NCBI's taxonomy places the organism in Eukaryota, Metazoa, Arthropoda, Insecta, Hymenoptera, Formicidae. Gene Ontology annotation, molecular function: iron ion binding; oxidoreductase activity, acting on paired donors, with incorporation or reduction of molecular oxygen; monooxygenase activity. The record is from RefSeq and is a predicted model, not a curated record.
AUGUAUAAUUCUAAUUCAUUAAUUUUUCUAGAGAAAACCUCGGUACGUGGGACAAACGCUUCGAAGCCAAAUGAAGGUAAUGAUCUCAAAUAUCAAGAAAAGAUCCAUAAAGAACUAAAGAAGAUUUUCAAAGAUUCGCAAAAACUACCCAGUGUAAAGGAGCUCUCGCAAUUAAAGUAUCUCGAAAGAGUUAUAAAAGAAUUGCGCAGAUUAUAUCCUUGCAUAUCCUCAAUUGAAGAAAAAUGUCGGAAGAAAAUGGACAAUUAUAUAAUUUUGGAAGGUACUUCAGUCACAACACGAAUCCUGUUGACACCGAGAUCCAGAAGUCUAAUCGGAUUCACUAAAGUUUGAUCCAGAUCGUUUUCUACCUGAGAAUCUAGAGCAGAUAUAUCUAUAUGCUUACAUAUCGUUCGGUGCUGGACCAAGAAACUAUAUAGGACAGAAAUUCAUUAUAAUCAAAGAAAAAACCAUAUUAGAAACCAUACUUAGAAGUGGAGAAUGAAAAGUAUGAAAACGCAUGAGGAAACGACCAUGCACAAGUCUAACGUUUUGUGACCAAGUUAGAAAUCUAUAUAUCUUCAUCUAUUAAAUCCGGAAAAGUAAAGAGCUAUG